Saprolegnia diclina VS20 is the source of this 222-nucleotide messenger RNA. RefSeq lists its product as hypothetical. Lineage: Eukaryota; Oomycota; Saprolegniomycetes; Saprolegniales; Saprolegniaceae. The record is from RefSeq and is a predicted model, not a curated record. Bases 1 to 222 code for a protein of 73 amino acids. The transcript has 2 exons.
AUGAGCGACGAACCCAACACGCGCCGAGGCAAGAAGAGCGACAAGGCGCGCCGCAACUUUGAGCUCAACGGCAAGUACAGCGCCAAGCACGUGCGCCAGAUGAGCGCCGUCACGCAGUCGUCCGACCAGCCAGCGACGCCGACGACGGCACCCGCAAAGAAGCGUCGAUACAGCAGUGCGUCCGUACUGCCUCUUUUCCUCUUGCCGGCACGCCACGUGUGA